Drosophila willistoni is the source of this 6172-nucleotide messenger RNA. Its product is annotated as cadherin-23. Gene Ontology annotation, cellular component: plasma membrane. Gene Ontology annotation, molecular function: calcium ion binding. The transcript has 12 exons. The coding region runs from base 155 to 6109 and encodes 1984 amino acids. Gene Ontology annotation, biological process: homophilic cell-cell adhesion. The record is from RefSeq and is a predicted model, not a curated record. Lineage: Eukaryota; Metazoa; Arthropoda; Insecta; Diptera; Drosophilidae.
CAGCUUGCAAAAAGGAUAUCCCAUUAAUAUUUGCAUAAUAUCAGCUUACAAGUAAAACCCAACUAAAACAAGGGAACUAUCUUUAAGGGUGUCGCGGCCUGACAUGUAGACGACGACUUCCCAAAACCAAAAACAUACAUUUCACACUCUCAUCAUGCACAACGAACUACAGACAGAGCACCACUACAGGAAGGUGCGUUUAAAAGGCAGGUGGAAUUUUAGCCAGGCUUUAAGUGUUAAUAUAGGAAAGUUCGUAAUACUCACUACUCUUAUCUGCGCUGUGUCUUCUAAUCGCCCGCCUCGUUUUGCUAUCGAUGGUCAGUCUGAGAUUGUUUUGCGACUGAAAGAGAGUCCUGAAACGAAAGUGGGUAGCUUAAUAUAUACGCUGAAAGGCUAUGAUCCGGAUAAUGAUCCGCUGACAUUUGGAAAGCGUAAUUCGCAUGACAGCGAAAUCAUACGCAUAGAGAACACUGGCGGCAAUGAGGCCAAAGUGUAUUUGGCCAAAGAAUUGGAUCGCGAGAGCCAGGACGAGUAUGCCAUAGUGUUGACCCUGACGGAUAGUCAUUAUUCCGAUCAUAAUUAUGUGACGCAGAGUUUUCUAUUGCUGGUGGAGGACAUUAAUGACAAUUCGCCCAUUUUUCUACCCUAUCAAAAUGCCAUUGAAAUACCCGAAGGCACAGAACCUACAGUGAUUAGUACUCUGGAGGCCACCGAUGCCGAUGAGGGAGCCUACGGUCAGGUUGUGUAUUAUCUACAGGAGCUGGAUGGUGACAAUGAUGUAUUCAGCAUAUCCACCCAUCAGGGCAAGGGAGUUCUACGACUCCAAAAGGAACUGGACUAUGAGACCAAGAGCUUGUAUCAACUGCGUGUAUUGGCCGUGGAUCGGGCCAAUCAAGGACCAGUGAAUACAGGAACUGCAGCCAUAUUGGUCAAAGUGAAGGACAUUGAAGAUCAACCACCAGAAUUUGUUGAAGUUCAGGCCGUGGCACGCAUUGCCGAGGAUGCACCGGUGGGCACCAGAGUCCUGCGAGUUCGAGCUAUUGAUGGAGAUCGUGGCGUUAAUAAUCCCAUAGCUUAUAGCCUUGAGGCCAAUGAUCUCUUCGAUAUCGAUCGGCAUACAGGUGUAGUCUACACGCUGACCGAGUUGGAUCGCGAAGAACAAGCAGAACAAGUGAAUGGAGCCCACAUUUUGAGAAUUACAGCCUCAGAGCUGUCAGCGGGAGGACAAUCUGCUCCUUCUACAGUUCGAACUGAGGUGACGGUCAUUGUGAGCGAUGUCAACGAUGAGAUACCAACUUUUGGUGAAACUGUCUAUCGUUGUGAGAUAAAUGAGAAUGCCCAAACAAACACACCAUUGGGAUUCAUUGAUGAGGAUGUCCAGAAUUUUGUAUUCGAUCAUGAUGAGGGCAAUAAUGGGACAUUUCGUCUGUUUCUCGAUCCACCCAAUGAUCUGUUUGAAAUAGUACCAGAAUUGGCGGUGAAUGAGGCAAAUUUCAUGUUACGGGUCAAGAAUUCCAAAUCUCUGGAUUUUGAGCAAUUUGUCGAGGUGAAUUUUACGAUAUUCGCACGGGAAAUCGACGAGCCAAGUCGUUAUAGCUCGGCUCAUGUGCAAAUUUUUAUACGUGAUCAAAACGACAACUAUCCAGAAUUCACACAGACUAUAUAUAAUGCCAGUGUCCUGGAGAAUAGCGAACUGGGCACCAUUAUAACCAAAGUGGAGGCAACGGAUGUGGAUUCCGGUGACUUCGGCAGCAUGGGUAUACGUUAUACCAACUUGAGAGGCGGUAUAGCUCAUUUACUACAUUUAAAUCCCAUAACUGGAGUGAUUACUAUCAAGCAGACUGGAAGCACGGCCUUUGAUCGUGAAAUUAUUUCACGGCAUUAUCUGACCGUUGAGGCCAUCGAUAAUAUAGGUCAGGGUAAUCGUAAUACUGCCCAGAUUAUUGUCGAUGUUCAAGAUGUCAAUGAUAAUGCCCCAACAUUUCUUCAGCGGCAAUAUGAGACGAAACUUUUGGAGAAUAAAAACGAAUUUGAGACACCAUUGCAAGUGGAGGCACGAGAUUUGGAUCUAAAUGGCACCGAGAAUAGUCAAAUAACUUAUGAAAUUGUUGAGGGAUUGUAUAGGUUGAAUUUCACAAUUAAUCCAAGGAGUGGCUUAGUGCAACCUUUGCAUCACUUCGACUACGAGGAUCUUGUGGAGAGUAGUAAUCGUCGACAUCUGCGCGAGGCUAAUGUGGGCAUGCGAGAGAUUGAUCUGCUUAUACGUGCCCGAGAUUCAGGCAUACCCAUGCUGUCCACCGUGGUGCCAGUUCUCAUCUAUGUCCAAGAUGUCAACGAUAAUCCCCCAAUUUUUCAGAAAAGUUUCUACGCCAAGACAGUGCCUGAGGAUUUACCCGGCGGUAGCUCAAUUCUACAGGUUCUGGCGAUUGAUCGUGAUGGCUCAUCGCCAAAUAAUGCUGUGGUCUAUCGCAUACAAAUGGGAGCCAGCGAUAAGUUUAUUAUCAACUCUGAAUCUGGAAUUAUAUCUGUGGCUCAGGGGGCAAAUUUGGAUCCAGAUCUGACGGAUAAUAAGCAAACCCUCUACACACUCACUGUGCUUGCUCUUGAUGGUGGACUGGGCAAUUCACAGCUAAUGAAUACGGCAACUGUAAAUAUUAGUAUACAGGAUGUGAAUAAUAAGCUUCCCGUGCUUGGUGAGAUGAGCCAAGUGAAAAUUAUGGAAAAUACUCCAGUUGGUGUCUCAGUAUAUCGAUUGAAGGCCACCGAUCUGGAUGAGAAUUGCAUCUUGCGCUAUAAAUUGAAUACAGACCACUGCGAGGCCCGGAAUGAGGAGGGUGGUCUUAUCAAGCUGAGUGAAUACGACUAUUUGGGCGCCUUUGAGUUGGAUCCCAUUGAAGGCAAUCUCAAGGUUGUCAAACUAUUGGAUCGCGAAAAGGUGGAGCACAUCAAAUUGGCCAUCACUGUGGAGGAUCUAGCUGCUGCCAAGGGCAAACAAGUGGUCGAAGGCUUUCUCAGUAUACAAGUACUUGAUGAGAACGACAAUAAUCCGAAAUUUAAGCAACCCUUUUAUCGUCAAUCGAUUACCGAGAACAGUAUUAACGGUGUAAUGAUAGCCAAUGUAUUGGCCUACGAUUUGGAUAAAAAUCGCACUAUAACCUAUACCCUAGAGGUUAAUCCGAUAUAUCGUAAUCUCAUUCAUUUGGAUGCCCAAACAGGGGAAAUUGUCGUGGCCAAUAAAAUCGAUCAUGAGCAGCAUCAAUGGCUGAAUUUCAGUGUACGAGCCACGGAUUCGGGUCAACCACCACGAUCUUCAUUGGUGGAGGUCUAUGUCACGGUACUGGAUGAAAACGACAAUAAUCCUUACUUUAUAGGCGGCAGCAAGAACUAUACGAUCAGUGAGAAUGCUCCACUCGGCACUAGAGUGGCCACCAUUCAGGCAGCCGAUGCAGAUGCUGGGGACUUUGGCAAAAUCACCUUCCUAAUGGAUCGCCUUAGUUCUCAGGGCAAAUUCACCAUAGAUGCGGAUACAGGUGUGCUAACGGUGGCCGAUCGUCUCGAUCGUGAGACAAAGAACUCUUAUAAUCUGGUCAUCGAAGCGUGGGAUAAUUAUCAAUUUGGUUUCCUUGCCGGCGAGAGUCGUAAUGCCUUCAAGCAAGUCUUUAUAAGUAUUUUGGAUGAGAAUGACAAUGCACCUGAAGUUAGCUUGCCCACAACUUGUGUACUGAUCACAGAAUAUCAUGAGCUGCACGAGCGCAUAGCCAGCAUUGUGGCCAAAGAUGCCGACGAUCCGUCCACACCGAAUGGACGUCUCGAUUUUGCCAUUACACAAGGCAACAAAGAUGGACUCUUUGAGCUGAGGCAAUUGGAUGACUGGAAUGCUCACAUUUUUGCCAGCAAAACAUUGCGCAAUAGAUAUGGAAACUAUAGUCUCACCAUAACGACUAGAGAUCUUGGCGUACCAUCCAAUGUAGUGCAGAGUACUCUGGACAUUUGUGUGGCAGACUAUAAUGAUCAUGCUCCUGUAUUUGUACGUCCAUUGCAUAAUACGACAGUCAGAAUUCCAGAGAAUGCCACAGUCGGGACAAUGAUACUCCAAGUCUAUGCCAAUGAUGCGGAUAUGGGACAAAAUGCUCUAGUUCGUUACCGUCUAAAGCCCGAUCCCUUGGGUAGUUAUAAAAUGUUUGAUUUGCAUAGCAGCACGGGAGAACUAUUGCUAAAGGAACCUCUGAAUCGGGAAAAACAAAAAAUUCAUGAGAUACGCAUAGAGGCCUAUGAUCAGGGAUUACCCACAUCAUUAAGCAGUGAUCUGGAUCUAAGCAUUUAUGUUCGCAAUGUGAAUGACUAUGAGCCACAGUUUAUAACCAAUGAGAUUCAUGUAAACUUCACCGAACACUCUGAUCCUGGUGCCGAGCGCAUUAAGCUACCCGAUACUAUUGAUAAGGAUCAAUUGGAUCUCGAUGAUCCAGAUGAAACGCCCAGUCAGGUUUGCUAUUUUAUAGUACAGGGAAACGAGGAUGGCUACUUUCAUCUUGAUCCAGAGACACAUGUACUAACUGUGCACCGGGAAUUGGAUAGAGAAUUGUUAGCCAAUUACACGCUUCAUGUCAAGGCGACUGAGAAUUGUGGCAAUGCAUCGCUUCCACCCGGUGGCCAACGUCGUCGCAUGGGUAUAGAGAUUAGUAAUGGAUUAAGUGGUUAUUUGCAUAAUCCACUAAAGUCCACAGGCUACAAUCGUUAUCAACAUUCACGACAGUUGCGUGAACUGCCAAACGAUGAGGAUUAUGAGCCAGAAGUGCUUUCCUCCUAUGAGAACUAUGAGAACAGCGGCGAAGAGAGGGAGGAAGAACCACCAACAGCUGCCUUGGUGGAUAGGCCAAAUGCGAAUGGAGAUAGCACAAUUAUAAAAGUUCAUGUACGUGUCCUUGACAUUAACGAUAAUCCGCCACGUUUUCGGUCCAAAAUCUUCACUGGCGGCAUUACAACUAAUGCGGAUUUCGGACUAAAAUUCAUGCGGGUCGAAGCCUUCGAUGCAGAUGAGGGGCUCAAUGGCAAAAUUGGUUACUAUCAGGUUGGCGAUAUUAGACAAACAUUGUCCGAGGGUCUGGAAAAUGUACGCAAGGCUCCAUUUCUUGUCGACGCCGAGACGGGAGAUGUCCAAUUGAAUUUCGAUCCACAAAAGGGUAUGAAAGGAUACUUUGAUUUCAUGGUACUGGCCAAUGAUACGCUUGGAAUGAGGGAUGUGGCUCACGUAUUUAUCUAUUUACUGCGAGAGGAUCAGAAAGUGCGCUUUGUAUUCCGUCUGCAGCCAGAUGAAUUACGUUCACGGGUUGGCACAUUCAGAGAUACCCUUGGCAACAUCACCGAAUCCAUUGUCAACAUUGAUGAGAUCAAAGUGCAUGAAAAUAAAGAUGGUUCGGUGGACAAGACGAAAACCGACCUCUACAUGCAUCUAGUCGAGCGCGAGGAUAACUCCAUUUACGAGGUAACAGAUGUGCUCAAACUAAUCGAUACCCAUAUCGAGAGUCUGGACGAAUUGUUCAAGGAUUUAAAUGUACUGGACACACAGCCAGCGGCUGAGGCCCAACUCCUGACAGCGGGCCCAACCAAGGGUCCAGUGUUUGUGUGGCUAAUUUUCACGAAUCUAUUUAUGGCCACUCUUCUGGUGGUCACUCUGGCGCUAUGUGCCUCACAACGAAACGGCUAUCGCAGACAAUUGCGGGCAGCCAAAGUGAAUAUCCUGCGUGGACACUCUUCAAUGUCCAUGCAGCAGAGCCAUGAACCAGCCACAAGAGUUCCCAAUACUAAUAAGCAUAGUGUUCAGGGCUCUAAUCCCAUUUGGCUAAAGGGCUAUGAGAACGAAUGGUUUAAAACUAUCGAGGAGACGGUGAGCGUAAGUGGUCAUGAUUCCCUGGACGACAAUUUUCUGGCAGUAACUGGCGGCGGCAGCGGGGGCGGUACUCAGGAUAUACACGAAACCCUCAAGGGCACCGCAAAGCUCUUUAACAACACCAACGAUCUAAAUCGGCACUUUAAUUUAUACAAUCAAAUAGAUAAGCUAACGAAUAAUGCCCAAAUAUUGGCACGUAAACUGGAGACCACGGAACUAUGACCCGGUUACUACUAUUUAUAUAAAGUUCUUAUUUAAGUGUAGCCCUUAAGAAUAGCGUGUAGA